AUGCUGAUUUCUCUGACUGUUGGGAAGGUCGAUGCUGGCGUCGCUGUCCUCCUGACUGAAGACAAUCGACUUAUCGAAUUUCCGUCUGUUCUCCUGCCAAAAAAUAUAGCAUCAGGCAGCAUCGUUGAUAUAACAGUGUCGCGCAACCUGGCCGCGGAAGCUGCAAGUGUUUCCACUUUCCAAUCCCUGCAAAAGCGUAUCCUGCAAACCUAUGGCAUCCAUACACCGUCUGCACCUGUCCUCCGCCUCAGAAAUGCGACUCAAACAUCCCUUGUUCUUGAAUGGGACCCAAUCAACUUAGCCACCGCGUCCCUCAAGUCGCUGUCCUUAUACCGCAAUGACUCCAAGGCUGGUUCGAUUCCAAGACCAAAGGAGAUGCUUAGCACCAAAAUCAGCGGCCUUGCAAUUGACACAGAGUACACUUUCCACCUCGUUCUCCGCACUUCUGCGGGCACUUUUAGUUCAGAGAAACUGGUUUGCCGUACGCACAAGAUGACCGAUUUAUCAGGAAUCACUAUUACUCCCGGCGUUCUACCCCAGAGUUUAAGGACAUCGCUCGAAGAAGCUGUUGAUCGGAUUGGCGCCAAACUCAUCGACACAGUGCGCAUAGACACCACCCACUUCGUCUGUACGGAAGGCAGAGGUGCAGCCUGGGAAAAGGCUGUUGAAAUGAAUAUUCCAGUUGUCCGACCAGAGUGGGUAGACGGAUGCGAGCGAGAAGGUACCAUUGUUAGCGUACGCGGGUACUACUUGAACGCGGAUCCAAAAUUGAGGCAAAUAGGGCCGAGCGUCGGUGCGCAACUACAUCGCCAGCGAACCAUGUCAAACCAUAACAACUCCUCCGGUUCUGUUUCACCAGGGCGAAUAGACCGCGUAAAUUCAGCUUCCCGAUCGCAACAACAGCCAACCGAGAAGGAACUCCCCAGCCCGCCGUUGCCUGGUAGUGAGGCAAACGGACCAUCGCAUGGACAAGAAUCAGAUACUGAAGAUGGAAAUAAUAACGCAAUUCAGUCUGCGCCACAGCCGCUGGCUAAAGACGAAAAAGAGAACAUUAAACCAAGACAAAAAGAUGCGGGAUCGCCUGUCAAUGAAAGGGAAGCGCCUCCUGCAUAUGGCGAUACAGAGGCGGACUAUGAGAGUGACACAGCAGGAUCCUCAAAUGGUGACUUGGCAGAUAAGACAUAUCCUCAAUCGCAACGAAAUCCGGCUCCUAAUGACAAAAAGACGAACGGAGCUGGGGGGGAAGGUGAGCUGGAUGAGGUUCCUCUUUAA
Molecule: messenger RNA, 1272 nt
Organism: Histoplasma mississippiense
Lineage: Eukaryota; Fungi; Ascomycota; Eurotiomycetes; Onygenales; Ajellomycetaceae
Exons: 2
Coding region: 1-1272 (423 amino acids)
Biological process (GO): Golgi to plasma membrane transport; conjugation with cellular fusion
Cellular component (GO): trans-Golgi network; exomer complex
Molecular function (GO): protein dimerization activity
Source: RefSeq, a predicted model, not a curated record